AGCUGCUCACGCCAGAGGUCACCACAACGGAUCGCAAUCCGCAUCAUGGAUCAGUCCUACCCUAUCGAAAUGCAUUCCUGUGGUGAACCAUCCCCCCCGGAGGAGCAUCUGGAGCAAAGCCAGGAGGGCACAUCUUCCGUGCAACAACAGCCAGAAUGUGACCAUCCUCCAGAGGAAGAAAAUGAACAGCAAAGCCAGGAGGGCACAUGUUCCGUGCAACAACAGCCAGAAUGUGACCAUCCUCCAGAGGAAGAAAAUGAACAGCAAAGCCAGGAGGGCACAUGUUCCGUGCAACAACAGCCAGAAUGUGACCAUCCUCCAGAGGAAGAAAAUGAACAGCAAAGCCAGGAGGGCACAUGUUCCGUGCAACAACAGCCAGAUUUGUCGAAGAAGAAGAAAAAGAUCAGGAGGCGCUGCAUGCUUAUAACGCAGAAUAAUACGCCAGUGUCAAGACUAGAGACUGACUAGAACUGCCUGACGUGCCCGGAUCGCACAUCACGCUUUCUUUCUCUCUGUGUGUGUGUGUGUGUGUGUA
Trichomycterus rosablanca is the source of this 535-nucleotide messenger RNA. RefSeq lists its product as uncharacterized. The transcript has 11 exons. The record is from RefSeq and is a predicted model, not a curated record. Bases 46 to 468 code for a protein of 140 amino acids. NCBI's taxonomy places the organism in Eukaryota, Metazoa, Chordata, Actinopteri, Siluriformes, Trichomycteridae.